Messenger RNA from Paramisgurnus dabryanus, 1659 nucleotides. Its product is annotated as guanine nucleotide-binding protein subunit alpha-12-like. Gene Ontology annotation, cellular component: heterotrimeric G-protein complex; cytoplasm; brush border membrane. NCBI's taxonomy places the organism in Eukaryota, Metazoa, Chordata, Actinopteri, Cypriniformes, Cobitidae. The record is from RefSeq and is a predicted model, not a curated record. Gene Ontology annotation, biological process: adenylate cyclase-modulating G protein-coupled receptor signaling pathway; Rho protein signal transduction. Gene Ontology annotation, molecular function: GTPase activity; D5 dopamine receptor binding; G-protein beta/gamma-subunit complex binding.
AGAAAAAGUGGAAAGUCAAUUUUAUCUUUAUAUUCAUAAUAUAAAGUGACUGACAUGAAAAAUCUGUUUACAAGAAACCUCUUAAGUAAACAGAUUUGACCAUUUCGCCACUUCUUUAAGAAUAAACUUGAUCAUAUUGGAAGAUGUCGAAAACGUUAGGCUGGUGUCUUCUACCGACAACAUCGGAUUUUAAACAGGAGCGCGAGGCGCGGCGGAGCAGCCGCGAUAUUGACGUCAUGCUAAAGCGGACCUCACAGGAGCCUGUAGCGAUCUUAGUGUUGGGCAUCAGUCAAAGCGGCAAAUCCACUUUCAUCAAACAAAUGCGCAUUAUUAACGGACCAGAGUUCAGUCAACAAGAGCUGAUUGACUUCAGACGGACAGUUUACCAAAAUAUAAUAGAGGGUUUGCAAGAAUUGGUUGUAAAAAAAACCAAGAUGGGCAUCCCAUGGGAAAAUUCAGCCAAUGAGACGCACGAGAUGUUGGUGAUGUCUGUUGAAUCCUGGAAUAUGAAUUUAGAGCCCCAUACAUUUCAAGGCUUUGUUACGGCUAUUAACUCUUUGUGGAAUGACUCUGGGAUUCAAGAGGCUUAUAGCAAGACUAAGAAAAUAAAUUUUUUUGUGAGCUACAUUCCCUGCAAACAGGACAUUCUUUAUGCACACAAAUCCUGCAGAGAUAGGGAUUAUUUUGUGCACCGUAAUAUCUUGAUAACUAGAAGUCGUUCAAUGUGGAAAUACUGCUUCUUUGACCACAACACCACCAUCCUCUUCAUGGCUGCCUCCAGUGAGUUUGACCAAGACUUGUAUGGGGACAACAGCCUGGUUGAGUCCUUGAAUCUCUUUAAGUCUGUCCUCUGCAAUAGGUUCUUACGCAAAUGUACCAUCAUCCUCUUCCUCAACAAAACUGACCUGCUGGCAGAGAAAGUACAGACUGCAGAUAUCCGGAAGAAUUUUCCAGAAUUCCAAGGUGACCCGCACAGCCUGGAAGAUGUGCAGAGAUUUCUCGUUGAGUGUUUUAGGGAGAGGAUUACGACAGUGGACGACAGUCACUCAUUUUUCUAUCACUUCACUACUGCAGUGGACACAGAGAACAUUCGGAUUGCGUUUGACAGCGUUAAAGAAACAAUAUUUCGGGAAAAUGUAAAAAAUUUAAUGAUGCAGUGAGAACCAGAUGGAGCUGUUGUUUAGCAGUAUAAUAGUAUAGUAGUUCACAUACUGUGAUAUUGUAAAAUUGCCACUGUUUAUUUGCCUUUUACUUGCAUAUUUGCACACUUAUCUCAAUACAAAUACAGGUAUGCACAUAUAUUGUAUGUGAGCAUCUGCACUUUAAAGACAUACGUGCACACACCACACAUGCUUAUAUAUUUUAUAUACUGUAUCUAUAUGGUGGUAAAUAAUAUUUUAAUAGAUGUUUUAUUUCUUUGACUGUUUUUCUUUACUGUCUACUGUAUUUUGAAACUUUGUCUGGUUGACCAAAUCCCUUACAGCAUUCAAAAACAGCUAUAAAUGUAUCUUUUCAUGAAUACUUCACAAGGACCUGUUGAAUGCUUUGCCUAUUAAAAAUAAAUCCUCUAUUCAUUUCUCUCCCCUUCAGAACUGUUAAAAGUUUGUAGGCUGAAAAGUAACUUAAUAACACUUUUUAUAUAUUUGCAUACCUAUUUAU